GAGCCUCUGCUUCGGGAACCCACCCCAGAUCUCCGGCUGUUCCCCAACUGCGCGUCCCUACCCCACCCCCGCGAACGAGCCACCAGCGGAGUGGCGGUCUCCACUUGGUGGAAGAGCCUUGAGCGGUCACCUGGCCCCUCUCCACAGCCUCUCUGCAUCUUGGUUUUAGGGGCGGCCCCCUCCCCCACUUCUUCCUGCCUCCUUGCACCCCGUUUUUUUCUGCAUUUCGCUUGGGUUUUGCAGCCGUCUAUUUGUGCAUCCAUUUUCGUUAGGAGAUCUGGAGGGUGAGACUGCAUUAGCACCCCUUCCCCUUUUCAUCCUCCUCUGCUCUGAAAUCCCCCUUUUCAUCGCGGUCGGUGGGGCCUAGGAUCAGUGCAUCCUACGCUGCUCUGCCAGGACCCCGCAGAGCGUGGCCGUGCGCCCCGGAAUCUGCAGCAGCUGCAUAUCUGAGGAGGGUCUCUAUCGCCCUCGCUGCCUUUGCUUCCGGUGCUAGAGGGGCUUCAGUGCGCCGCACCCCAGCUUCUCCGCAGCCCCCCACACUGCGCGAGACUCGCCUCCCGCCGCCAAGAUGGUCAUACAGAAAGAGAAGAAGAGCUGCGGGCAGGUGGUUGAGGAGUGGAAGGAGUUCGUGUGGAACCCGAGGACGCACCAGUUCAUGGGCCGCACCGGGACCAGCUGGGCCUUUAUCCUCCUCUUCUACCUCGUCUUCUAUGGCUUCCUUACGGCUAUGUUCACCCUCACCAUGUGGGUGAUGCUGCAGACUGUCUCUGACCAUACCCCCAAGUACCAGGACCGGCUGGCUACACCGGGCUUGAUGAUUCGCCCCAAGACUGAGAACCUUGAUGUCAUCGUCAACGUCAGUGACACUGAAAGCUGGGACCAACAUGUUCAGAAGCUCAAUAAGUUUUUGGAGCCUUACAAUGAUUCCAUCCAAGCUCAAAAGAAUGAUGCCUGCCGACCUGGGCACUAUUAUGAACAGCCAGAUAAUGGAGUCCUCAACUACCCGAAACGUGCCUGCCAGUUCAACAGGACCCAGCUGGGCGACUGCUCUGGCAUCGGGGACCCAACCCACUAUGGUUACAGCACUGGGCAGCCCUGUGUCUUCAUCAAGAUGAACCGGGUCAUCAACUUUUAUGCAGGAGCAAAUCAGAGCAUGAGUGUUACCUGUGUGGGGAAGCGAGACGAAGAUGUUGAGAAUCUGGGCAGCUUUGUCAUGUUCCCUGCUAAUGGCAGCAUCGACCUCAUGUACUUCCCCUACUAUGGCAAAAAGUUCCACGUGAACUACACGCAGCCCCUGGUGGCCGUGAAGUUCCUGAAUGUGACCCCCAAUGUGGAGGUGAAUGUGGAAUGCCGCAUCAAUGCUGCCAACAUCGCCACAGACAAUGAGCGAGACAAGUUCGCUGGCCGUGUGGCCUUCAAACUCCGCAUCAACAAAACCUGAGGCCCCUUCCUCCUGCCCCCACCUCUUUCCUAUGGAUGCUUCUGGAAUGUCCCUGACCCUGCCUGAUCCCUCCUUCACCCACCCCAAAGGUAUUUUUUAUAACAGAGCUAUGAUUUGUCUGGGCCUCACACCCUUUUCCUUUACUUCAGAACCCAGCCUGAUGUCCAUUGCGAUUCCCUGCCUUCAUACAUUUUCCACCAUCUCUUGACCCAAGAUCAGUCAGUCAGGGAGAUGGGAUCUGAAGAUGGUCACACAAGAGUUAGGAACCAUUCUGGUUUUGGUGUAGCUGUGAGGGUGUGUCCCCACAGCUACCCAGCUCUUUGGCCCUCCUAUCCUAAGAGCUAUAGAAAAAGCCCGCCUGCCCACCUCCACACACACACAUGUACACGUGUCAUUUUGCCCCUUAGCUUCCAGACACCAGUGUGGUUACUCACCUUUAUCUCCCACACUUUCUGCCUGGUCUACACAGUUGCUGUCUUUGUGGAUUUUGAUUUAUCUGGCGCCUCUGGCAGGUCUUUCCCCACCUCCUCUUCAUCCCCAUUCUCCCCUCUGAAAGGCAGCCCUUUGUACUCGAGGACAAGGUGGGUCUGUGGCCUUUUCCCUAUUUCCUGGCAUAUUCAGCUUCUAACCCUAUGGUGACUGCCUGAACUGGGAAUGAGGGUCUAGAAGAGAAGCCCCACUUGGUUCUUCUUGAAAAUUCUCUUUCUGUUCUGAAUCACCCCAGGAGGCCCUCCUCAGAGGGGUGGGGUUGACCUAGGCUGAAUAUCCACUUUGUUUUUGCCAAUGGCUCCCUUCCCCCGCCCCGUUCUCUUUCCCAGAAUAUCCAAGUUCCACUUCCCAGGAGCCCAGGGGAGGGUCAGCCAUUUGGCCUGGUCCCCUGUGGCCACCUGGGAAACAUCAGCUGGCUAUGGGAUUAUUCCACCUUCUUCCCUAGGGCCCAGCGCUGACCCCACCAGCCUCUGGCUUCUGUUAGCCAAGUUACCAACUAAUCACUAACUCCUGACUUACCUCUCCUCUGCAUGUCAGCCAGAAAGUGGCAAAGAUCGCCUCAGUGUAGGCUCUGAAUUUCUUGGCUCCAGCUCCUUCAGACCCCUUGACUUUGAUGAAGCACCGCAUAGUGACCACAGAACGUUUACCGAGGGGCCUCCUGUGUUCUUGGUUAUAAAGGUGUUUUAACUCUUUAAAAUGCCCUUCAAUUCCCUUCAUGUCCUCACCUCCCUAAUUUCCCUUUUCUUUCUGAUGCUGCAUCCCCAACGCCCUACCCACAGAUAGACCCUCCCCUUUCUCUCUCCCUGGAUCCGAUUCUCUUCCCUUCGGGUCCCCAUGUUUUCCUGCACUCCCCUCACCCCUGUGGUCUCUCUACAGUUAUUUAAUGCCUGUGUCAGAUCUACUGUAAAAAGAGGAUAAAGUACAAUAAAAUCAGAGCAAGUAUAUAUAAAAAUAUAUAUCAUACAUGAA
This is a messenger RNA of Manis javanica (Malayan pangolin), 2899 nucleotides long. It is a transcript of the gene ATP1B2, whose product is annotated as ATPase Na+/K+ transporting subunit beta 2. Gene Ontology annotation, biological process: sodium ion export across plasma membrane; intracellular potassium ion homeostasis; potassium ion import across plasma membrane. NCBI's taxonomy places the organism in Eukaryota, Metazoa, Chordata, Mammalia, Pholidota, Manidae. Gene Ontology annotation, cellular component: sodium:potassium-exchanging ATPase complex. The record is from RefSeq and is a predicted model, not a curated record. Gene Ontology annotation, molecular function: ATPase activator activity.